Molecule: messenger RNA, 1059 nt
Organism: Rhinocladiella mackenziei CBS 650.93
Lineage: Eukaryota; Fungi; Ascomycota; Eurotiomycetes; Chaetothyriales; Herpotrichiellaceae
Exons: 1
Coding region: 1-1059 (352 amino acids)
Molecular function (GO): protein-folding chaperone binding
Source: RefSeq, a predicted model, not a curated record
AUGAGCAGCUACGGCAGUUACGUGACCUACGGAGGUGGGCGUAGUAGGGGUUCGCCUUAUACCAGCAGCUUCGCUGAUCCUUACACCCGCAACCUCUCGAACCAUUUUGAAUAUAUUGAUGCCGACCAUGGCAUGUUGCAAGAUGCACACCGUCCGUCGGCGACCAGAUUACAUGACAAUAUCGAAGACCCAGAUGCCCCCGAUGUCGUCCUUGUUCGAUAUAUGGCCUCUCUUAUUCCGGUGGAGUUUCCUCCCUAUUCUAUCAGCGAAGAGAAAGCUUUUGUCGGUCAAUUGCGAGAUUCGGUCGCCAGCUAUUUACACACGGACCCCAGAAAAGUCAGACUAGUUUACAAGAAGCGCGAGUUGAAGAAGGACUCAUGGCCGCUACGGAAAUAUCACAUGAAACAGAAUAGCGAGGUCGCCGUCAUCAAGACUGAAAGCAUCAUCGAUUACAGUGACAGGGAUAGUCAUUCAUCCAGCGGAGAGGAAAGCGAACCGACGUCUUCAUCUCAAAAUCCCCGCCAGCGGCCUCGUGCGUUGUCCUCGGUCAGACACCGCGGCGACGAACAAUCACCCCCCCCAAGAACACCGAACUCCUCCACCUUUCUUCAUCCUAACGGCCACGUCUCCUCGGGGACGGCCUCGGAAAGGCAGUCCCGGGGGAGUUUACGACCCGAACCCGACGACCGCUCCUACCGACGAGAACCAUCUCGGACUCGUGGAACCUCCCCCCAUCCCACUCCAAGUUCGACUCCAGUCCUUUCUUCAAUUCCUCCCGCUGCAGACCCUAACAGUCCACUCGGUAAGCUGCAGGCGCUCUCCAACACGUUUAAUGACCUAUGGCUGCCUCUCUGCCAAAAGUUUACAUCCAAUCCCCCGUCUGAUUCUCAAACCCGAAUAAAAGAGCAUCGAAAAUUGAGCGAAAGUGUCAUGACUCAUAUUCUUCUCAAAGCCGAUGAAGUGGAGGUUGAUUCAACAGAAGCCCGAGCCUUUCGUAAAAGUCUCAUCAACGAUGUUAAUGAUACUAUGAAGAAGUUAGAUGCGGUGGCACGGGGAUGA